Contarinia nasturtii (swede midge) is the source of this 946-nucleotide messenger RNA. Its product is annotated as UPF0585 protein CG18661. The record is from RefSeq and is a predicted model, not a curated record. The transcript has 2 exons. Bases 111 to 791 code for a protein of 226 amino acids. NCBI's taxonomy places the organism in Eukaryota, Metazoa, Arthropoda, Insecta, Diptera, Cecidomyiidae.
CUUUCUGUGUGUCUUCAUCAUUUCCCCUGAUUUGCUGUAUUUAGCCAACAUUGACAGUUCUCCGCAUGUAAUGAAAACAGUCAAGCGAGCGGUUUCGAUAGCAAAACAACAUGAUUGGCAAGCAAGCAGCAGUACGUUUGAAGAAUUCCUCAGCAGAUCGGAAUUGUCAACCAAUUUUGGAUUGUUUGCAUAAAGUGUUGGAUAAAAAUCAAUACGGAUUGCGGUUGUUGGAAAUUUCAUCGGGUACUGGGCAGCAUGUUCAUUUUUUUGCACCUGCAUUUCCCAAUAUUGCGUUUUAUCCAAGUGAAUAUGAAACAUCGAUGUUUGGCAGCAUACGUGCAUUUACUGAAAAUCUCGACAAUGUUGCAUUACCCAUGAAUAUAGACAUCCGACAACCAUUUGGAAAAUGGAACUGGCAUGUAGCAAAUUUGCAACCAACGAAAGUGGCAGGAACAUUUGAUUACAUUCUCAACAUAAAUAUGAUUCACAUCACACCAUGGGCGUGCACUGAGGGCUUAUUUAAAAAUGCAUCUGGAUUGUUAAAACCAAAUUCCAUCAUGAUCACAUACGGUCCAUAUGCAUCCAACGGUGUUCUUAUCCCCGAAUCUAAUGUCAACUUUGAUCAAUACCUCCGUUCGACCAAUUCGGAUUGGGGAGUUCGUGAUUUACGUGAUCUACAGCAGUUGGCACUCACCUACAGCAUUGGACUGGAGAAAAUAUUCGACAUGCCAGCUAAUAAUAAAGUAUGUGUCUGGCGAAAACAAGGAAACAAUGCACACAGCACAAAAUAAAUGAUGACAACGAUGGCAACAAAAACAAUCAAAGCAAUAAUGAUUUUAAACAACAACAAAAUAAGCGUAAUUUUGUGUUCACCAAGUGAAUAUUCUAUAUAUAUUUUAAUGGGAUAUACUUUUAACAUUAAAUAUUAAACCCUCCUGCUCAAAAA